Diatraea saccharalis (sugarcane borer) is the source of this 754-nucleotide messenger RNA. Lineage: Eukaryota; Metazoa; Arthropoda; Insecta; Lepidoptera; Crambidae. The record is from the annotation of a GenBank genome assembly.
CAAACCAGUCUGUUGACGUCAAGUAAUUUCUAUAUCGAGGAGGGAACGCCCGCUUGUGUUGUGGCUUUGACACACUUACGAACUUUUGUGAAAUAAACAGAUUCAGGUGUAAUGUUUAAGGAGUUAGCUCCACUAAUAAUGAAACACACGAUGUGCACCCGUUCCCAUCUCACGCCGGAGCUGGUGCUGAGGUUGAUAACACCGAUAUGUCCGCUGUGGAAAGCCACGGAAGACGAGCUGCCCUUCAAGGAUCCAUUCUGGGCGUUCUACUGGCCAGGCGGGCAGGCUACGGCAAGGUAUAUUCUCGACAAUAAAACUUUAGUGGAAAAUCAUCGCAUCAUCGAUGUUGGUUGUGGCUGCGGCGCUGGAGCCAUUGCUGCUGCAAAAAUGAAUGCUGACUAUGUUCUAGCAAACGAUAUAGACGAAUGUGCCACUACCGCGUCAUUAAUCAACGCAAAUUUAAACAAAGUAUCUAUAGAAACUAGUGUAAGGAACUUCAUAGGCAGCGACUGCAGAGACUUUGAUACGAUUCUCAUAGGAGACAUGUUCUAUGAUGAGGAUUUCGCGAGUCUGCUGUUUGAUUGGCUUAGGGGCCUCAGUUCUGAUGGUAAAACGGUUAGUGUCGUUAUAUCUAAGUCCUGCUACUUAGAUUAUCUCUUAAAUUUAUAAAUCAUAAAAACGGAGACUUCAUGAAUUUUUUAACCCUCUAUUGCAUACAGAGCCAUUUUUGGCUGCUAAACUUUAGUAAUUUUUU